AUGGACAAUGAUUCCACUCGUCUUGUGACAGUGUUAAGCACAAUUUUCAAAAUGAAAGAUCUUGGAGCAGUAAAUAACAUACUAGGUAUCAACAUUAAGCGAGACAGCGAAACUGGCAGCAUAAAAUUAAGUCAACCUAGAUACAUCGCAGACUUGUGCAUAAAGCUCGAUAUGGAAAAUUCAAAUGCAGUCGACACGCUAUUAAAAACUGGUUCAAAACUAACGAAAAAUAUGUCCCCAGAAGAAGUGGAAGAGAUGAAAAAUAAGCCAUACAGAUCUCUCAUUGGGGCAUUGGUCUAUCUGUCAAACACAACAAAACUAGACAUUGUCAUUGCGGAAUUACUUACAACCAGUGCGGGAAACCCUUAUUGGCUUACUCUGAUGCUGAUUGAGCUGGUGACCUAUGAACGGAAAUCAACUUCUGGAUAUAUUAUGACGUUAGCAAGCGGACCAAUAAGCUGGCAAAUGCGUAAACAAAAAUCAGUGGCACUUUCGACAAUGGAAACAGAAUAUAUGGCCCUUUCAGAUGAAGCUAAAGAAGUUAUUUAUCUGAGAAAAUUAAUGGUAACAGUCUGA
Messenger RNA from Chelonus insularis, 576 nucleotides. Its product is annotated as secreted RxLR effector protein 161-like. The record is from RefSeq and is a predicted model, not a curated record. NCBI's taxonomy places the organism in Eukaryota, Metazoa, Arthropoda, Insecta, Hymenoptera, Braconidae. The transcript is spliced from 2 exons. The coding region runs from base 1 to 576 and encodes 191 amino acids.